Molecule: messenger RNA, 502 nt
Organism: Diorhabda carinulata
Lineage: Eukaryota; Metazoa; Arthropoda; Insecta; Coleoptera; Chrysomelidae
Exons: 3
Coding region: 29-502 (157 amino acids)
Molecular function (GO): DNA binding
Source: RefSeq, a predicted model, not a curated record
UUCAGUUUGGUAUAAUUGUAGUAUCGACAUGAGUUCCGACUAUGAAAGUGUGGAUUCUGAUGUAGAGCUUGCUGCAAUACAAACCCUAGUACCCGCUAAAUCCCGCAAUAGAUGCGAAAAAGAAUAUAAGCGAUUCGAAGACUGGUGCAGUUCAAAAAAAGUCCGUGAUAUAUCGGAGAAAAUUUUAUCAGCUUAUUUUGCUGGGAAAGCUGAAAAAGAAAAGGAAAAUAUACACAGAUUUUUGAAAGAAGCCAAUGAUGAUCAAUUCUUGAUGAUGAAGGUUUCCUUAAUCGUGGGUGUGUUUGACGCCUGCCGAAGAGAAGAAUUUAUAAAGUUAAAAAUUGGUGAUGUAGUGGACGAUUUAACGUUCAUAACGAUCAAAAUACCGAAUACUAAAACUAAAAUUCAAGAAGAAUUUGCUAUUACUAGAGGAAACAUCGCUGAAACGGAAAAUGCUUUUCUCAACCAAUCAAUACUUUUGGGCGCAUUACAAAAUAAAUAG